AUGGAUCUGAGUAGAAGUAAUAAUAGAACAUUAUUUGAUGUCAUUUCUUGUGGAGAUGAUGUUGCUUUACAGAGAUUAUUAUUGGAAGGAAAGGAAGAGCGGAAUGUUGCAACUUUAGCUCACGGAAAUACACUUUUACAUGAAGCAGCUUGGAAAGGCUAUAGUCGAUGUGUAAAGCUAUUGUGUAAUGUAUAUCCAAAGGAUAUUGACGACAAUAGUAACAAAGAGAAGCUUAAUAAGAAGAAACAGCAGUUUAUUAAUCGUCCAAACUUUUGUGGAUUUACAGCACUUCAUUUAGCCAGUCAAAAUGGACACAAUCAGAGUACAAGAGAAUUGUUAUAUGCUGGAUGUUCAACAACAAUUCAAAAUGAUUAUGGAGAUUCUCCACUUCAUACAUCAGUUCGGUAUGGUCAUGCAGGAGUUUUAAGGAUCCUCAUAUCUGCAAAAUGUGAUAUUGAUGCUUUUAAUCAUAAUCAUGACACUCCACUACACAUAAGUGCUGCAAUUGGACGUAGAAAGUUAACAAAGCUACUGGUUGAAGCCGGUGCUAUGCAGUUCCGAAAUAAUCAAAAUGAAACGCCUCGCGAUAUCGCCAAACGAAAGAAUUUUCAAGAGAUUUUAGAAAUCAUCGAUACUCAGCCAGAUAAAAUUGAUAAGAAAUUAAUUCGUGAUAGUUUAAGGAAAAGUAAAUCCAGUACGAAUCAUCAAUGCUUGCCACAUAAUAUUAGUAAUGACAAAAGUAACUAUAAGCUUAAAAAUAAUAAUAGUAAUAAUGAUAAAGAUCUUCCAACUCAACUUACAUCGCCUUAUGGAUGUCAUUAUUAUCCAGAUCCACGAAAAUUUCCAUCUCCUAAAUUACAAACUUUACCGAAAGAGCCUUUACAAGUUGGUGAAAUUUAUUACCUAGAUCUAGCUGGAAAUAUUCGAAAAGGAGCUUUAGGAAUCAAUCGAUGUAGUUGUGCACCAUAUUCAAAAGAAGCCAUGAUUGAACAUUGUAAGAACAUCCAGAAGUAUGUCGAUAAAGCAAAUGACAAGCUUAAUAAGAAAAUUGUUGAGCUUACGACAAAAAUUGAAAAGACUGAUCGAAAGUAUCAUCAGCGUGAAAAGAGUAAAGAUCGAGAUAAAGAUCCAUUAUAUCCAUUACUUAAAAUUGUUGGAGAUAAGAAUAAACAAAUUCAUUUAGAGAAAUGGCUGACAAAAGUCUAUCCAGAAGCAAGAUCUGAUUUACAAAGUCCACAAAGUAGUGAAUUUGUCACAAAAGAGAUUCCAGUUGAUGUCCAUCGAUCUGAUCAUCAAUCAUCCGAGAGUCAAAGGGCAGGACGUCGUGAAACAAUUAAAGUUCUUAGAGCUAGUUCAAGAAGACAUGAUGACAUUAAGAGCCAAAAUACAAUUGAUGCUGAAUUAGAAAAUGAUGAUAGCUAUACAGACAUCAGUAAUGACGAUGAUGAUGGAUCAAUGAGCAAUAAUGAUAAUCCAUUGUAUGACGAAGCAUUUAUGAGAAAGUUUCAACAGCAACAGCAAUUUACUACAUAUGCAAACGACUCUGUAACGUCACCGAGCAUUAAUAGCAAUCAAAAUAUUGAAAUGGAAAUGGAGAAAAUUGCCAAAUCACUUCUGGCAAGCGAAGAAGAUGUUAUGAUAAGUUCGCAUAAUCCUGAUGUCAUUAAAGAUCAUGUGAAUGUCUCACACAGUGCCAAAAGAAGUACAAAGAAAAUAAAAAGUGCCAUCACAAAGCCAACUUCUGUAUUAUCAUCAGGAGACUUGUAUGUCAAUAGUUUCUUUAAUCAUGAUGGAAGUGAUGGACAUAGAAAUAGAUAUCAAUAUUCACCGUCUGAUAUUGACGAAGUUGAUUCGUGUGAGAUCGAUCGACUUGUCUCAAAAGUUCAAGAAACUAUUUUAAGCUCUAACUAUACAUCUGAUCAAUAUUCGCAUCAUGACAUAAAUGGCAAUGAGAAUCAAAUUUUAUGGAAUCGUGGUGUGGGACGUUCUAGAAAUGCCAUCGCUAUUAAUACGGAACUAACGUAUGAUAUUGAAAACUAUGCUGACAAUUUAUUCAAAACUCAACCGGACGAAGAGAAUGGAGACUUAAAGGUACAAAAUAACAUCAGUGACAAUAACUUUAUAUUGCUGGACAAGCUACUUAAAGCUAGAAAGCAAUUAAAUCAAACUUAUCAUCAACAUUUACAUUCCAUGAGCAAUAAUAACAAUAGUACUGAUGAAAAUGGAAAUUCUAAUAAUACUAAUAACUACAUUCCCAGUUCUUCCUUAGUCUAA
Messenger RNA from Chironomus riparius, 2274 nucleotides. The record is from the annotation of a GenBank genome assembly. NCBI's taxonomy places the organism in Eukaryota, Metazoa, Arthropoda, Insecta, Diptera, Chironomidae.